GCUGCAAUACAUGGAACUACAUUUCCCAGAAGGGAUUGUCGCGGAGCCCACGGUGUAGGAAUUGGUGGUGAUCGGGACAGAGUGACGGGCCACUUAUCAUGGCUUUCCUGUCCCGGUGCUUUGGGUGCUACACUUGCAGAUCAGUGACCUUGUUUGGUGGCAGGUAUCUCCAAUCCAGGGCCUGGAUGGGGCUCCCGGACUUCUGGGGCCUCACGUCCCUGCAGCAGGCCCGUGGCCGCGCGCGCGGAAACGAGUAUCAGCCGAGCAAUAUCAAGCGCAAGCACAAGCAUGGCUGGGUCCGCCGGCUGAGCACCCCGGCCGGCGUGCAGGUCAUCCUCCGCCGCAUGCUGAAGGGUCGCAAGUCUCUGAGCCACUGAGGAGUGCAACGCCGCAGGGCGCCCGCGGGAAUAGUCUCAGACGCCAGAAGAGAAGUUGGGGCGAGUUGAAAGUGGGGACCUAUCUCUUCGUAUUCAGAACUUGCAGAGCCUCCGGGUCCCCGUGUCUCCUGUCCAGAGUUGCUCACUGACCACAGCAGCGGUGGCGCCCCUUCCUGCGAUAGCUCAUCCGUUUCUGUGAAUAUUUUUGAAGGCAUCUUUGCAAGAUGGGCUCAUUAAAACAUCGCCACCAUCCCAACAUUUCCAGCCAUUCUGAAGUAUUACUGGAUCACUAAUAAAUAUUCGCGUUUGGGGGCUACA
Molecule: messenger RNA, 695 nt
Organism: Meriones unguiculatus (Mongolian gerbil)
Lineage: Eukaryota; Metazoa; Chordata; Mammalia; Rodentia; Muridae
Gene: Mrpl34
Product: mitochondrial ribosomal protein L34
Exons: 2
Coding region: 99-377 (92 amino acids)
Biological process (GO): translation
Cellular component (GO): ribosome; mitochondrial large ribosomal subunit
Molecular function (GO): structural constituent of ribosome
Source: RefSeq, a predicted model, not a curated record